UUUUCUUUCCGUUGCCCCCUCCUUCCCUCCCCCUCUCCACCCCCGUCGGCCCGGGCGGAACGAAAAGGCCACGCACGCACGCACGGCUAGGGUUUAUCCAGCCACCCGCCGCCGCCGCCGCCCCCGCCCCCGCCCGCCGCUCCCCGCUCCCCGCGUAGGGCUUACCCGCCCUCUACAUACCACGCGGGCGAUGGACGCGGCGGCGCUCGACGACGUGAUCCGGCGGCUCCUGGAGGCGCGCGGCGGGCGGACGGUGCGCCCCGUGCAGCUCUCCGACGCGGAGAUCCGCCGCCUCUGCACCUCCGCCAAGGACGUCUUCCUCAGCCAGCCCAACCUCCUCGAGCUCGAGGCCCCCAUCAAAGUCUGCGGGGACAUCCAUGGCCAAUAUUCUGAUCUUCUUCGAUUAUUCGAGUAUGGUGGGUUCCCACCGGAGGCGAACUACUUGUUUCUGGGUGACUAUGUUGAUCGUGGCAAACAGAGUAUUGAAACAAUAUGCCUUCUCCUUGCUUACAAGAUUAAGUACCCGGAGAACUUCUUUCUCCUUAGGGGAAACCAUGAAUGUGCCUCUAUCAACAGAAUCUAUGGAUUCUUUGAUGAAUGCAAGAGGAGGUUUAAUGUUCGUCUCUGGAAGGUUUUUACUGACUGUUUCAACUGCCUCCCUGUGGCUGCACUUAUUGAUGACAAGAUCUUGUGCAUGCAUGGGGGUUUAUCGCCUGAUUUAAAGAACAUGGACCAGAUACGUAACAUUGCCCGUCCUGUGGAUAUUCCGGACCAUGGUCUCCUCUGUGAUCUGCUAUGGUCAGACCCUGAUAAAGAUGUUGAUGGCUGGGGUGAGAAUGACAGGGGCGUGUCAUACACUUUCGGAGCUGAUAAGGUUGCAGAGUUCCUUGAGAAACAUGAUCUAGAUUUGGUCUGCAGGGCUCACCAGGUGGUGGAGGAUGGAUAUGAAUUCUUUGCAAAGCGUCAGCUCGUAACCAUAUUCUCUGCACCCAACUAUUGUGGCGAGUUCGACAAUGCUGGUGCCAUGAUGAGCAUAGAUGAUUCACUAACAUGCUCAUUCCAGAUCCUUAAACCUUCUGAAAAGAAAGGGAAAGCUGGAACAGGCAACUCAAAACCUGGAACACCGCCUAGGAAGAUAAAGAUUAAUAUUAUUUAGGCAGACCCUUCGGGUACGAAAUGAGUUAUUGUGAUGGAGCACACCCCCAAAAACUUGUUAUGAAGGUGCGCCGAACAACGUGUUGAAAGUGGCAGCAUGCAUGCUGUUGUUUUUUCGUGGUCCGAAGCAGAUCUGUCCUGCCAUUCUGGAAAGAUCGGAGCAGGAAACAUAACUGGGAAUUUUGUGUGUGGAUUUCUUAUUCCUUUUGUUGACUCUGCUAUGCAUGGCAAAGUGUUUAAGCACUGGAGGCGUCAGGAACCUCAUCCUGCUGUGGAGAUUGCCAAUGCUGAAUGUAGAUUCUGUUAUGUUAUGUACGAUGUUUUAUUAUCUGUAAAGCUUGUCUCUGCAAAUGACUGGCUAGCUUUAGUGAAUGUGUUUUGCUGAUGCUGAUGGUAGAGAAUGACUGAUAAGUAUUUAAUACCAAGUCUGCGGAGGGUUGCGGUA
Hordeum vulgare subsp. vulgare (domesticated barley) is the source of this 1600-nucleotide messenger RNA. RefSeq names its product serine/threonine-protein phosphatase PP1. NCBI's taxonomy places the organism in Eukaryota, Viridiplantae, Streptophyta, Magnoliopsida, Poales, Poaceae. Gene Ontology annotation, molecular function: protein serine/threonine phosphatase activity. The transcript is spliced from 3 exons. The record is from RefSeq and is a predicted model, not a curated record. Gene Ontology annotation, cellular component: nucleus; cytoplasm. Bases 191 to 1156 code for a protein of 321 amino acids.